Messenger RNA from Ceratitis capitata (Mediterranean fruit fly), 2592 nucleotides. RefSeq lists its product as uncharacterized. Gene Ontology annotation, molecular function: monocarboxylic acid transmembrane transporter activity. The transcript has 3 exons. Bases 589 to 2592 code for a protein of 667 amino acids. Lineage: Eukaryota; Metazoa; Arthropoda; Insecta; Diptera; Tephritidae. Gene Ontology annotation, biological process: monocarboxylic acid transport; transmembrane transport. The record is from RefSeq and is a predicted model, not a curated record.
GGUCGAAUGUUUUGUUAAUCUUCAAGAUACUCGCAUUUAAGCGAGACCUUCACUUCUAUAAAUUAAAUUUCAACAACGCGCUCUGCGCUCAGUACAAAAUCUGCAUCUUCAAUGGACGCGCACAUUCACGAACAAUAGACUACACAAGCUCGGUUAUCGUCCAAGCCUCUACAGUCGCAUCAAGGCGAUGGACAGUGUCAGUUGUGCGGUUGGCAAUUUAGUUUUCUCUCUGCCGUUUUAAGAUUUGCCUGAGUUCGAACAGAGCAAUCAGAGCGCCGCAGACGUUCCGUUAAAGACGCGUGAAAACAAUAAAUGAUUGUGAAAAAAUGAUAAAACUUUUUGAAGUUGAAAAUAAAUAUGACGGCAUAACCAGCGUGUUGCUUCCAUAUUUUGGAAUAUUUCAUUGAGGAUAUUUUUGUGUAGUGAAAAGUGCGUCCAAUAAGCGAGAAUAUUUUGUGCUCAACCCGAAAGCACCUUAAAAAGAAAAAAACUACAAUUCAUCUGAAUGUACAAUAGAUAGAAGCCACAGCUCAAAAAGUAGUGUACCAUCAAAUCUAACUCAAGCUCUCGCUGUGAGAGCCGCUUAAAAUGGUUGUGAAAUCAACGAACGCUAAGGGUAAACCGAAAAGUGAACUUGCGGAACCAAGCGAAAUCGAAACCACCAUGACACUAAUUACGCCAAAUAAUAAUAACAAUAGCAAUACAACAACAACGGGUACUAAAUCCAACCCAAAUAACUUAAAUGCUGCGUCGAAUUUUGGCAACUCUCUGCCCUCCACCGUUGGUGAAAGCACCGAGCGCCAUUGUCUAAUCACUGUCGACGAUGGCAAUGACCGCUUGACCGGCAAAACAAACGCCGUCGCCACAACAUCCAACACCAAAGGAAGCGCAUACGCUGCGACUGAACUUAGUGACGUGCCCCAGCCGAAUUGUCUUAUCGCAAACGAAUCGGGUGAAACAAUUAGUUCGGGUUCUAGUACAGACACUAAAAAUAAACCAUUAAUACCGGACGGCGGUUACGGUUGGGUUGUCGUGUGCGCCUCACUUGUAGUCUCGCUCAUCGCUGACGGUUUGGGUUUCUCAUUCGGUUUGAUUAAUUCAGAAUUAUUGACAUAUUUCGGCGAGUCGGCGGCGAAGACAGCAUGGAUUAGUUCAUUGUUCUUUUCGGUGCCGCUCUUAAUGGGCCCAAUAUGGUCGAAUCUCGUUGAUCGGUAUGGUUGUCGUAGAAUGACAAUUUUCGGCGGCAUAUUAUCAGCCACCGGCUUCGCACUGUCGUCAAUGUGUAAUUCAGUGGAGAUGUUGAUGUUAACUUUUGGCAUCAUCUCAGGUCUGGGUCUGGGCAUAAGUUUUGUAACAGCUGUGGUAUCAAUCGCUUUUUGGUUCGAUAAAAAGCGUACAUUCGCGACGGGUAUAGCAGCGUCGGGCACCGGCAUUGGUACCAUCUUAUAUGCACCGCUAACUCAAUCUCUAAUCGAUAGUUAUGGCUGGCGUAUUGCUACACUUAUACUAGCGGGCACUAUAUUGAAUACUUCUGUGAGUGGCGCUCUGAUGCGAGAUCCCGAUUGGCUGAUUGAAGAGAAGCGCUUGGAGAAGGAGGCCGAAGAUAUUGCCGAUACAUAUCGCAAUUCAAUUGUAAAUCGUGAAGAUAUAAGGAAAAUGCUUGACACUGGCGCCAGCAAGGAAGCCGUUUUGGAGUCGCUGGUGGCCCAGGCACAUCCGCCACUAAACAGGGCUGGCAAAAAUGAUAUAAAACGCUUGCGUAGCGAAAUGUUCUUUCCAACCUUUUUGGGUUCGCAGAAUCUAGACUGUAUUUAUGAGACGAACAGUAACAGUAGACGCUCAUCACAAGAUGCCGAUGAAGAUGAAGUACCGGCGCAUGAGCUGGUUUCAUCAACCGGCAAUUUAGACAAAUUAAACUGUGAUACUACUCAACAAACAAAUAAAAAUGAUAUCGCCAUACAAGUGCAAGAUAAUUUAGUUAAACAAAAUAAUUCCACGACACAAACUCCGAUGCCGGAAAGUACAGCAAACAAUGAAAAAAGGAAAUAUAUACGCUCGAAUAGCAAGUCCACAAAGUUGGUAGCUCGUAGUCAGAGCUCACAUUUCCAACAAACCGGCUCGCUGCCGCCCGCAAACACCCAGAAGAAUGUCCAAAUGCAUCGCACAAUUUCCCGCGAGCGUAGCGCACUGUUGAGCCCGUAUCGGCAUCGCACUAACUCAUGUCCGAAUAUCCCUAGGAAUCCAUUGGCGGCGCUGCCGAAAGUGACUAAAAAUACUUGGUACGACGCUGUAAUAGAUGCGCUAAAGACUUCAUUUGAUUUUUCAUUAUUUGCGGAUAUUAAAUUCUCAUUAUUUAAUUUAGCCACAUUAUUUUUGUUCAUUUGGUUCAUUAUACCCUAUCUAUAUCUGCCGGAAUAUAUGAAAAUUCACGGUUACGAAGCAGCAGACUCCGCCCAUUUGAUUUCGAUUAUUGGCAUUGCGCAAACCAUUGGCAUGAUUUUUCUGGGUUAUAUCGGAGAUCGUCCGUGGCUGAAUGUGAAUAUUUGUUAUUCAGUGUGUAUGGGGGGUAUGUACAAAAUACGCACAAAGUAA